This is a messenger RNA of Psylliodes chrysocephalus, 1761 nucleotides long. The record is from the annotation of a GenBank genome assembly. Lineage: Eukaryota; Metazoa; Arthropoda; Insecta; Coleoptera; Chrysomelidae.
CGGGAAAUACAGUGACGAUCGACGACCUUCAUUAAUAAAAUCAACCAGAAACUGGCCGAACCACUCUAAGAAGACUUUUCGAUAUAAUUAUUAAAUUCUUUUAAAAUCAUCAUUUACGAUUUAUAUUUUAAAAAUUGGUUUCUCCACAGGCAAACAAUGUGAAUAAAUUGAUAUUUAAAAUGCAGAGAGGUUACAAGUUUAUCGGAUUUAUUUUCUAGUCUAUAUCGUAAAUUUAAAUAACUACAUUAAUGUUGUUAUUUAUAAAAGAUGUGUAGAUUUACUCUAUUCGUUGUAUUUUUGUUGACUGUUUUUAAAAUACAAGCAGAAAUAGUAUCGCCAUGUCCGAAAUAUUUCGUUUUUGAACCAAACAAAUCAGAGGAUGAUAGAUGGUAUGGUAUUAUUACGUUGACUAGCAGAUCAUUAGUAAAAGGUGUUACCAUAGAUCUGCAGUUUGAUAAAUCCAUUAUACAAUUAGGGAAUUUUUUCGGUCCAUUAACUUCUGAUUCAGACAACAUCAAUUUUAAAAUAACAAAUGCGAAAAAAGAAAUAAGUCCUACAAAGCCAUUGAAAGUAGAAAUUUAUGCUGUAUAUGACCCGUACUUCGAUAUCGUUCCACCAAAAUUGGUAAGAAUCAAACUGAAUGGAAGAGAAAUAUGUCCAAACUAUAUAGAGGAACCGACAAUUCUCUAUGAUGAUAUCAAUAGACCAACGAUACUAACUCAAAUCAACUUACCAACCUGUGGAACAGCCAUUGUUACGACAACUGGUCUAAUUACCCAUGGAGAAAAUACAAUAAGAGGACAGUGGCCAUGGCACGCUGCAAUUUACAAAAAAGAGGGUAAUUCAAGAAUUUACAUAUGCGGAGGAACCUUGAUUUCUGAUCAACACGUUUUAACUGCAGCUCAUUGUUCAGUUGUUGGACUAAAGCCUCGAGAUCCCAAAGAUUUGGUGAUUGUUUUAGGAAAGCAUGGUUUGUGGGUAGAUGCCGAUGGAGAGCAGACAUUUACAUUGACUAAGGUUAACGUGCAUGAACGGUUUAACAACACGCAUUUUUACAACGAUAUUGCAAUUCUUCAUUUAAAUCAACCGUCCAAAUAUACCGACUAUGUUAGGCCUAUAUGUUUGUGGGACCAAUCCAUUGCUAUAGACUCUGUGGUCGAUCAUGUUGGUACUGUUGUAGGAUGGGGAAGAGACCACGAGGAAAAUGAAUCCACUGAUCUGCUAAAGUUAGCGCAUAUGCCUGUUGUUAAUCAGCUGAAAUGUAUUUAUUCCCGUCGACAAUUUUACUCCCUUUUUCUCAAUGAAAACAAUUUUUGCGCAGGAUACAGGAAUGGUACAUCUGUUUGCAACGGAGACUCUGGAGGUGGUUUAGUUUUUCCGAAACCAGGAACAAGUGGACCGAAUACCGUAUGGGAAAUAAGAGGUAUAGUUUCAAAUACAGUACCCAAACCUGAUAAUACAUGUGAUCCUGCUUAUUACGUAAUAUUUACUGAUGUUGCAAAAUAUUUAGAUUGGAUUCAAGAUAAAACUAAAUCCUAAUAGGAAACUUACUUUUUAGACUAAUUAUUUGUUGAUUAAUGUUUUAAACUGUCUGAUAUUAUGAUAUUCAUGAAUUAUUGUGAUUAUUUAUGUUUACUUGACUUUAGAGAUGCUAAAGAUUUUAGAUAUAAUAAACAAUAGUUUUGUAAUUUUGGUUUUAUAUUUAUUUUAAAUUUACAAGUUUCUUUUAAUACAUAAUUAUACUAUAUAGCAAAAGUGGAG